AUGACUGGUAGGAACUUUUGUGCCGACACAUGUGAGUCAUGUAAAGCGUUCUUUCGACGAACAGCCCUCAAGACAACCGUAUUGCACUGCGCCUCAAAUGGGUUGUGCAACAUCAAUGUUCAAACCCGCAAACUAUGUCAAAAAUGUAGACUUCAAAAGUGUUUGACAAUCGGAAUGCAAAUUGAACUCAUUAGAAGUGAAACCCAAAAUGAGUACAGAAAACAAAUAUAUAGAGACAAACAGAAGAAAAAAUUAUUGGACAAAAAACUGAAUACUUGUAACGAUUUGUCGGACACGGACUCAAACCUAUCAAAACCGGAUUCAAUAGGAAUUGAUAGCAAUAAUAGCAAUGACAGCAACGAAAUCGAUGAAUGGAUUGACAGUAUAGACGAUAAAGAGCUGAGCGAACAGAUCAACCAAAUCAAGCGCUGUUUAACGGGAGAGACGGAAGCGAUGAAACAAAUCCGGCAAAAGUCGGCUGCGAUGGCAAUCGUACCGAUAGUCAAAACAAUUGUCGACUACUGCGGCAUAAAUCAGUUGGAGAGCAGCCGUAUAACCGAGUUGUCCGACGCGUGUCAAGUAUUCAAUUGCCAAUUGAGUGACAAUAGGGUGACCACAAAAGGUUAUCUAGACAUGAUGAUUGUGACCAACCGGCUAUUUGAAAUUCAAAUCCAAAAUGUGAUCACUUAUACUAAACGUUUGCGAGGGUUUCAAAAGUUUUGCGCCGACGACCAGUUGGCGCUCGUAAAGCACGGCUUUAACGAUAUGAUUUUUCUACGAGGGUUAAGUUAUUAUGAUCCCGAUACGCGCGAGUUUAAUUAUUACAUAGAUGAGAAUAGCACCCUGUCAAUUAGUUUGGGUGCCUUUAGUGAACAACGACCAAAUACACAUGAAAUGUUACUAAUAUUACUCAGUAAACUACUACCCGAAUGGGACCAUGAUCCUAUUUUAAUGGAUCUGUUAACUGCAAUUGUUUUACUUAACCCAAAGCGACCGAAUCUAUCGCAUAGAACAAGUAUUAAACUCGAACAACAACUACUCGAACAACAACUGUAUAUAUAUUUACUGCAAAGAUAUCUACUAUUGAAGUGCGGAUCGGAAUCGGAGUCCAAACCGAGACUACAGGCGCUCAUGAAUUCAUUAACCGAUCUCUCAAUUACUGCCGAAACCCAUAAACGCUAUGAAUUGUCAGAAGUGGCCGAAAAUCAUACACUCAUUCAAUAUUACGGCCCAUUAUUUCGAGAAAUUUAUGAUAUAUAA
This is a messenger RNA of Medioppia subpectinata, 1260 nucleotides long. The record is from the annotation of a GenBank genome assembly. Lineage: Eukaryota; Metazoa; Arthropoda; Arachnida; Sarcoptiformes; Oppiidae.